This is a messenger RNA of Lactuca virosa, 1497 nucleotides long. The record is from the annotation of a GenBank genome assembly. Lineage: Eukaryota; Viridiplantae; Streptophyta; Magnoliopsida; Asterales; Asteraceae.
GAGAGAGAGAGAGAGAGAGAGAGAGAGAGAGGGAUGACGGGAAUGGUGAUGCUAACGAGAGGAGCUGGCUGCGGUGGCACCGGUGGUGUUGAUGGAAAUGAAGCAACAAAAGGAGGAGGUGCUACUGAAGAAGAACAAAAUCAGUUGUCGUUAGUAGCGUUGUUGGUAGCAGCUCUACGGAAAUCAAUGGUGGCUUGUCGUGUAGAUCAUGGAGACGAUCAGAGCUCGGGUACAACAGCUCUGCAUCAGAUGGAAAUAGGAUGGCCAACGAAUGUUCAACAUUUGACUCAUGUUACUUUCGAUCGGUUCCAUGGAUUUUUAGGGCUUCCUGUUGAAUUCGAAGUUGAAAUCCCCUGUCGCGUCCCUAGUGCCAGUGUCAGCGUGUUUGGUGUAUCAGCAGAAUCAAUGCAAUGUUGUUAUGAUUCAAGAGGCAACAGUGUCCCGACAAUUCUGUUGCUGAUGCAGGAAAGGUUGUAUGCACAAGGAGGUCUAAAGGCAGAAGGAAUAUUUCGUAUAAAUGCUGAAAACAGCAAAGAAGAGGAAGUACGUGAUCAGCUGAACAGAGGCAUGGUGCCUGAAGACAUUGAGUGUAACACAGAAGACGAGUGUUGUGAGCUUCUCAAACAUCUGAAACCAACAGAAACUGCACUUCUCAACUGGGCAGUUGAUCUUAUGUCUGAUGUUGUUGAGCAGGAAGAAUUUAAUAAAAUGAAUGCCAGAAAUAUUGCCAUGGUUUUUGCUCCCAACAUGACUCAGAUGUCGGAUCCAUUGACAGCCCUAAUGCACGCAGUACAAGUGAUGAACCUGCUGAAAACCCUAAUCACAAAAACACUGCGAGAGCGAGAGCGAGAGUGUGAAGAAAACAGCAGCAGCUCAACCACAACCACAGAUGGAGAAUACUCGCCCAUGUCAUGCCGAUCCCACAGUCGAACAGACGAGAGUCAAGAAGAGAUGGAAACCAGCUGUGAAAUGAGAAGGCAGCCAUCAUCAGAAGAUGGAGAAGAUGAAGAUGAUGUGGAAUCACUGAGUGAGAUAGAAGAAAGUUUCUUGAAACGAUUGAUGGAGAAUGAAAAUGCAAAAGACUGUUUCAAGAAUGAAUUGGGGAAUUUGGUGAAAGGGAGGAGGACUAGUCCGACUAGUGGAUUUGAAUUCCAGGAGGAAUCGUCUUCGUCUGUGAUGAGUAUGACUGAUGGAUAUGUGUCGGGUGUGAGUGAGGCGGAGGUUAUGAAUAAGGUUGAAGUGGAGUGAGAUUUUAGGGUAUGCAUGAAUAUUCUUAUUUGUGUAAAUUAAUUAAUUUAGUAGAAGUUGUGUUGUGGUAUGUAUGAUUUGGAUUGUGAUGUUUGUUUCAGACUUGACUUGUUGGUCGAAGUGUAGUGUUUGUGGUUCAGCUGGGGGCUGAACAUGUUUUGUGGAGGUCUUUUAGCAGCUAUAGAUUUGUAAUUUUUUUUUUAAUUUUGGUUGGUUACCCAUAAAGGGGGAUGGAUAAUCAAGUAGUUG